GUCCCUCCUCCGCGCGGCCUAAGCGCCCGGCGCGACCCCGGCCAUGGGGUGCUGCUACAGCAGCGAAAAGGAGGAUUCGGACCAGGACCGAGAGGAGCGGAAGCUGCUAUUGGACCCUAGUAGCCCCCCAACCAAAGCCCUCAAUGGAGCUGAGCCCAACUACCACAGCCUGCCUUUUGCUCGCACAGAUGAGCAGGCCCUGCUCUCUUCCAUCCUCGCAAAAACAGCUAGCAACAUCAUCGAUGUGUCUGCUGCAGACUCCCAGGGCAUGGAGCAGCAUGACUACAUGGACCGGGCAAGGCAGUACAGCACACGCUUGGCUGUGCUGAGCAGCAGCCUGACCCAUUGGAAGAAGCUGCCACCGCUGCCGUCUCUUACCAGCCAGCCCCACCAAGUGCUGGGCAGCGAGCCUAUCCCCUUCUCUGACUUGCAGCAGGUCUCCAGGAUAGCUGCUUAUGCCUACAGUGCACUUUCUCAGAUCCGUGUGGACGCAAAAGAGGAGCUGGUUGUACAGUUUGGGAUCCCAUGAAGAGAGGGGUCUUUGGACAGCUCUUCUCCUCUCUUCACCUGUCUCCAUCCCACCUCCCACGGCC
Molecule: messenger RNA, 593 nt
Organism: Marmota flaviventris (yellow-bellied marmot)
Lineage: Eukaryota; Metazoa; Chordata; Mammalia; Rodentia; Sciuridae
Source: RefSeq, a predicted model, not a curated record